Diatraea saccharalis (sugarcane borer) is the source of this 1251-nucleotide messenger RNA. Lineage: Eukaryota; Metazoa; Arthropoda; Insecta; Lepidoptera; Crambidae. The record is from the annotation of a GenBank genome assembly.
AAUUAGCAACUUGUUAAAGUGCAAAAUUGCAUUACGGUAAGAUCAUUAUUUAUAUUAAAAUAUAUUUAUUUCAGCAUCGAGCCAACGGGCAGCAACAAGUAUUUGGUCUAUGACUUUGAUGGAAAGGGAAAAUGCUGCAUUACUGCUUCCACUAACUACCAUCAGACCGUUUACAUACAUGUCGUUUCCGUUACGAUUUAAAUGUUUUUAUUGUGAUGAAAUUCAUCCAGAACUGGCCACUCUUUUAGAACAUACGAAUAACCACACGGCUCCUGGCCGCACAGAGAUGCUAAAGAGUUUACUGAAAAAAGGUAAAAAAACAAUUAAAGUUGACAUUUCCGAACUCAAAUGUAAACUCUGUAACGCACCGUUUCUGAACGUAGAUGAAGCGCGCUGCCAUUUAUCGACGGCACACGGAAAGAAAUUUAAUCCUUCUUCCGGUAACGGAAUGAUUGUUUACAAUUUGAAAACCAAAGAUGGCGCUUUUUCCUGCCACCUGUGCUCGCAGACUUUCACGAGUUUCUUUCUCCUGAACAAACAUAUCAAUGUACAUUUUAAUAAUGCGAUAUGUGAAUUGUGCGGGAAAGGUUUCGUGUCGCACCAAAGGUUAAUACAACAUAAAGAGAUACAUUCGAGAGGGAAAUUUCAUUGUGACAAAUGUAAGAUCUCCUUCGAAAGCCCUUCGAAAUUUAAAUAUCACAACGACAGGUGGCAUAGACAACCGAAAAAAAUUAACAAUAUUUACUACUGUCAACACUGUUCGGCGCGAUUCGAUCACCAUUAUGAAAAAACGCGGCACCUAAGUGAAAGACACGGUAUAAACUUCGAAUAUCCUUGCGACACUUGCAGAUCUGUAUUCAAAAAUAGGAAGACUUUGGCCAGUCAUCAAAUAAAAUAUCACAUACAGAGAAUAAUUUGCGAAAUUUGCAAAAAACCUUUUGCGCAACGUGGGCAUUUGAAGAAACACAUGGCUAUGCAUACUGACGAGAGGAAUUUUCCAUGUCCACUUUGUAAUAAACGGUAUAAGUAUGAGAAAAAUGUUAAGUCGCACAUGCGACUGCAUAAUCCUGAUUGGAAUUUUGCGUGCGCUGAUUGCUGUGUAGGAUUUAGCAACAAAUCUCAAUUUAAGAAACAUGUUAGAGAUGUACAUCAAGAUCAUGUUACUAAUAAACAGUAAAUUUGUAUAAAAUAUUUGUUUUUAUUGAAACUAUAAAAACUAUGUAUAUAACUUAUUAAUUGAGGAGUUAAAUG